Molecule: messenger RNA, 882 nt
Organism: Owenia fusiformis
Lineage: Eukaryota; Metazoa; Annelida; Polychaeta; Sabellida; Oweniidae
Source: the annotation of a GenBank genome assembly
CUGCAGCUUCUUGCAGAGCUAGAACUGAAGCAAUAUAAAAACAGUACAUCAUUGAUCAUACUGCUGCUGGUUCAUUUUCCGAGGUACGAUAUCAGUAACUAUUUAGAUAAAACGCUUGGAGUAAAGAUUCUACAUCGCAUUGCAAGAAUGUCUUCGAGCGAAGCCAACGUGGUUGCAAUUGCAAUUGACGCAAGUGGAAAUGCGAACGAAGCCUAUGAAUGGUACUUCAAGCACAUCCAUGGAGAAAAGAACACAGUUGUCUUAAUACACGUAGUGGAAACGCCCAGUCUACCUACACUGUCACUUACAGAGGGACUAGCUCCACCAGUGCAUGAAUGGGAACGCAUUUUAACAGAACAAAGAGAGAAAGUCACCAAACUUGAGAACAACUAUAGCUCCGAUCUGCUACAAAGAAAGGUAAAGCACAAACUGUGUUUUGUAACUGGAAACCCAGGGGAACAGAUAGUUGCCACGGCACUAAAAGAGGGCGCUUCAAUGAUUGUAAUGGGUACAAGAGGUCUUGGAACAAUCAGACGAACAUUUUUAGGAAGUGUAUCAGAUUAUGUUCUCAACCACGCCAAGAUACCAGUGAUCACAAUCCCUUGUAAGGGUGAUUAGUUUUUUAAUGUUAAAAAGAUGGCAGCACACAUUAAACUAUGCUGAACGUAUCACGCAGGGGGAGCGAAUGUGCACAAAAGUCAGGUUUUAAAAUACAAUCAUAAGAUUAAAAGAUAUCACUAUUAUAUGUCUUGUAUACAGUAGAUUAGUAUCAAUAAAAUACAACUUGUAGUUAGUUGGAUCUGUUCAGGGUCUCAAAUUCACCUUGGUCUACUUGACUCAUGAAUGCUGUGAAGACCUACAAGUACAUGUAGCCAUAACAUG